Messenger RNA from Aspergillus campestris IBT 28561, 1680 nucleotides. Its product is annotated as flavin-containing monooxygenase. The record is from RefSeq and is a predicted model, not a curated record. Lineage: Eukaryota; Fungi; Ascomycota; Eurotiomycetes; Eurotiales; Aspergillaceae. The transcript has a single exon. Bases 1 to 1680 code for a protein of 559 amino acids.
AUGGGCAGCUACGAAACACCUUCUUUUGAGCAACUCAACCAGGACCUCGACUACGAUGUCCUAAUAAUUGGUGGCGGCCUGUCUGGCAUCUUCGCGCUGCAUCGGAUGCGCACGUUGAAUCUGCGCGUCCGUGUACUUGACUCCGCAUCUGGCCCUGGUGGGACAUGGUACUGGAACCGGUACCCAGGUGCACGGUUUGACUCCGAGAGCUGGUCGUACCAAUUCUCGUUCUCGAAAGAGUUACUCGACGAGUGGUCAUGGAAUGAGCACUUCGCUCCCCAGCCAGAAACGCUCCGAUACUGCCAGUUCAUAUGCGACAAGUUCAACCUCUACGACGAUAUGCAGUUCGACACGACCAUCAAAUCUGCCCACUUCCAAGAACCUACCAACUCGUGGCUUCUCACCGACGCAAAAGGAAAGAAAUACACAUCUCGCUUCCUAGUAACAGCCAUGGGCGUCCUCAGUAAUUUCACCUUGCCCAAUAUCCCCGGUAUCCACGACUUCACGAAAGAGUGGUACCACACGGCCCGCUGGCCGCACACCCCGAUCUCGUUCGAGAACAAACGCGUCGCUGUAAUUGGCACCGGCGCAACAGCCAUCCAGGCCGUGCAAGAAAUCGCCAAGACAGCCGGCGAGCUCACCAUCUUCCAACGCACACCCAACUGGAGCGCCCCGCUGCGCAACGCGCGCAUUUCCCCGGAGGAAAUGCAAGACAUCCGCUCGCGCUACGACGAAAUCUUCACCAAGUGCCGCUCGUCCUACUCCGGAUUUGUCCACACCUCGGACCAGCGCCGCGUGCAGGACGUGCCCAAGGACGAGCGAGAAGCAUUCUGGAACAAGCUGUAUGAGGAGCGUGGGUUUGCCAAAUGGCUGGGGAAUUUCAAGAAUAUUGGCUACGACCGUGAGGCGAACGCCCUAUUCAGCGAGUUCAUUGCGAACAAGAUCCGCGAGCGCGUGCAUGACCCCGUCACGGCGGAAAAGCUGAUCCCCAAGUGCCAUGGGUUUGGGACAAAGCGGGUCCCGCUGGAGAGUGGGUAUUUUGAGGUGUACAACCAAAGUAAUGUGCGCCUGGUCGAUGCGAAGGAGACGCCUAUUCGGCGGGUUACGGAGAAAGGGAUCCAGACUAGUGAGGAGCACUUUGAGUUCGACAUGAUCAUCUACGCGACGGGCUUCGACGCUAUCACGGGCGCCUUUACGGCGGUGGACUUCCGCGGCCGGGAUGGUGUGCGGCUGGGUGAUCGCUGGAAGGAGGGGCCUCGCACUUUUCUAGGGCUUUUUGUCGAGGGAUUUCCGAACAUGACCAUGGUGUUGGGUCCACAUCAGAUGUUUGGGAAUAUCCCGCGCAGUAUUGAGUACGCCGUGGAGUGGGUGACGGGCUUUGUGAGGUAUUGUCGGGAUCAUGAAAUCACCUGUGCUGAGACGAAUUCGAAGAAAGUGGCGGAGUGGACGGAGCAUGUGCAUACUUGUGCGCAGGGUCUUCUGGCUAAUGAGGUGGAUUCAUGGAUGACAGGCAUUAAUCGUGAGCUGGGACACAAGCAGAAACGCAUCAUCGCCCGAUACCAGGGGCCUGCGCCAGGAUAUCGACAACGUGCACAGGAUGUGGCGGAUAGGAACUAUUGCGAUCUGAAGAUGCAGCAUGGAGCGGAUAAGACAUACGAAGCAGUGUCUAGUAGUCUAUAG